AUGGCAAAUUAUGUAAAAAUUGUGCGAGAAUUAGAAGUUGCAAAAAAUAUGUUUGAAGAGGCAACGGAGGAGUUGAAAAAGUGGGUAGAGGGGAAGUAUCAAGGAGAGAAGUUGAACGAGUUGGAAGAGGAGAGAAGAGAAGGGACAGGCUGGUGGUGA
Funneliformis mosseae is the source of this 159-nucleotide messenger RNA. Lineage: Eukaryota; Fungi; Glomeromycota; Glomeromycetes; Glomerales; Glomeraceae. The record is from the annotation of a GenBank genome assembly.